AUAUAAACACCGUAUAUUUGUAUUUUUUUAAACGAGUUUCAAUUUUACCGUUGGUAGCAUACUGUUUUAAAAAUACGAUUUCCGAUCUGAACUCGAAAACCUCUCGAUAUUUACAGACAGACGAAACCGGUUAAUAGAACUUUACUUAAAACAAUUUGAAUGUGUAUUUAAACUUGCACUAACUCUUUAUAGUAUUUUUUUAUAACUUAUAUACAUAAUAAAUGUUUUUUAUAAGUACUUCGAGGUUAUGAAGCAUUACAUUCAUAACAAAUCCGAAGCAUGUUCCACGUUUAAAUUAGAAUCAGCAUAUACGAAAGUAGAUAAUACGAAACUAAUAAUAUAUUUCAAAUAUUAAAACAUAAAAUGAAGUGGGUACCACGAUACUUUACAGGACCAAUUUUACUUGGUUUAUCCUUAACAAGUGUUAGCAUUGCUGUAAUAUAUGUAUUAUAUAAAAAGGUAAGAUCAAAUCAAAGGAUGAAGACGAUGCACAGUCUAGAAGAAACAAUGUUGAAGUUUCAAGACGAGUUACAAUAGAAUGUAAAGUACCUAAACAACAUGUACCUGCUGUUAUUGGAAGAGGUGGUUCAAUGAUACAAGAUGUACAAAAUAAAACAGAAACGCAAAUACAUUUUAAGAAAGAGGAUGUUGAAUGUUCUGAACGUAUUUGCAUCAUAAGAGGAAGCCAUGAAGCUACCCAAUUGGCUGAAAAGAUGAUAAAGUCUAUAAUUGAAAAUCAGCCAAUAAUUGAAAUAUAUGAAAUGUAUGUACCACAGAAGGCAUGUGGAAGGAUAAUCGGAAAAGGUGGAGAAGUUAUACAACAUAUUCAGAUAAGUUCCGGUGCAAAGAUCAUUGUUGAAAGUGGCUAUGAUCCCUAUAAUCCAAAUGUGGAAAGAAGGAUCAUUAUAAAGGGAACAAGCGAACAAAUUGCUGCAGCUUUGUCACAAAUUGAAGACAAAGUUCAGGAGGAAAAAGAGACACGUGCAAAAAUAGAGGCUUCUUCUGCAACAAGAUUGCCUAGAGGUAGAUUGUCUCCACGCAACACCACUGUUAGUGCAGCUGAACAAUCACAAACAGCUGAACCUUUAUCAUUACAAACUACUGAUGGAGUAAUGGAAGUGUAUGUAUCAGCAGCAGAAAAUCCUGCUCAAUUUUGGAUUCAAGUUGUCGGUCCUGGAACUAUAGCUUUAGACGAAUUAGUUUCUAAAAUGACUGUAUAUUACAAUGAUGAAGAAAAUCAGCAAGUACAUGCAUUACAAAAUGUAACAUUUGGCCAAAUGGUUGCUGCGAAGUUUAGUUUUGACAAACAGUGGUACCGAGCUGAAAUUAUUUCUGCUCCUGAAAAUGGUCAGUGUGAAGUAUAUUUCGUGGACUAUGGAGAUCAUGAAGUGGUUCAAUUGGACUCUGUACUACAACUUCGAACCGACUUUUUAAGCUUACGGUUACAGGCAAUUGAGUGCUCCUUAUCCAACAUUAAACCACGAGGCAACGAGUGGAGCAGCGAGGCUUGCGAGAGAUUCGAAGAACUCACUUGGCUAGCUGAGUGGAAAAUGUUGAUAGCUGAAAUCAAAAGUUACAAAGAACGAGCUGUUAGCUAUGGGAAAUCUAGACGUGAAGGAUUACCAAUCCCUUAUGUUGAUCUUUAUGACAGAAACAAUAAGAACAUCAAUAUCGGUCAACAACUGAUAAACGAAGGUUUUGCUGAGCCAGAAGAAGCACUAUUGUCGGCAGCUUCUUCAACACUGUCGUUAUCUAAUGAAAGCCACGAAAUCACUGGUAUCUCAAGCCCUGUAUCAACUUCACCGUUGGCAAAACGAACACUGAGCCCAGAAACACCUGCAAACACUUCACUUAAAUUGGAUUCGACCAUCGAGUUUACAGACUCAUCCAUCAUCGAUCUUCAAACACCCAACGAAAUUGAUCUUACAACACCACUGAGACGACAUGGCGUGCCGAUCGAUGAAAUUGAUCUCGUCACACCGGUGAAGGAUGAGACGGAUCGGUUCAUCGAGAACGAGAGGAAACUACGUCGAGAGGACGGGGGCGGUGAUUAUCUACGAAACGGAAAUAGUAAUCAACACGACAAAUCUAAGGUGCAGUUGAAAAUUGAAAAAGCAUCGCAAUUCGCUCCGGCUGGAUACGAGAGUGAUUUAUCCAAUGACUCGGACGAACUGGAAUUGGGGUAAAUAAAUCAAAA
Molecule: messenger RNA, 2197 nt
Organism: Osmia lignaria (orchard mason bee)
Lineage: Eukaryota; Metazoa; Arthropoda; Insecta; Hymenoptera; Megachilidae
Source: RefSeq, a predicted model, not a curated record